AUGGGUGCCUUUUCCACCGAAAACAUCAACGGGGUCUACAUCCCCUCGGCCCUUUUAAUCCUGGGAACCUUCCUCGUGAAACAGGAAUGGCUUCCCUUCGCCGUGGCCAUUGCCGCUGUUUUGGGUGGUGUCAAGCUCGUGGGUGGUAGCAAACCCAGAAAGGUCCUCAUCGCCGACCAAUUCCAAGACUUUAUCCUCAAGGAAAAGAACGACAUCUCCCACAAUGUCACCGUCUACCGUUUCUCCCUCCCCCGUCCCACCGAUAUUCUGGGUCUCCCCAUCGGCCAGCACAUCUCCCUCGCCGCCACCAUCGACGGCCAACCCAAGGAAGUCGUGCGCUCCUACACCCCCAUCUCUUCCGACGAGGAUGCCGGUUACUUCGAUCUUUUGGUUAAGGCCUACCCGCAGGGUAACAUCUCCAAGUACCUGACGGACCUGCAGGUCGGCCAGACCAUGAAGGUGCGUGGACCCAAGGGUGCCAUGGUCUACACUCCCAACAUGUGCCGUCACAUUGGUAUGAUCGCUGGUGGCACUGGUAUCACUCCCAUGUUGCAGAUUAUCAAGGCUAUCAUCCGUAACCGCCCGCGCAACGGUGGUAACGACACUACCAAGGUGGACUUGAUCUUUGCCAACGUUAACCCUGAGGAUAUUCUGCUCAAAGACCAGCUGGACCAGCUUGAGAAGGAGGAUGAUGGCUUCAACGUGUACUAUGUGCUUAACAACCCACCGGCUUCGUGGAACGGUGGUGUUGGUUUCGUCACUCCUGACAUGAUCAAGGAGCGCCUCCCUGCCCCCGCCAGCGACGUCAAAGUCCUCAUGUGCGGUCCUCCUCCCAUGAUCAGCGCUAUGAAGAAGGCUACCGAGUCUCUCGGAUACACCAAGGCUCGCCCUGUCAGCAAGCUCGAGGACCAGGUCUUCUGCUUCUAA
Molecule: messenger RNA, 927 nt
Organism: Aspergillus ruber CBS 135680
Lineage: Eukaryota; Fungi; Ascomycota; Eurotiomycetes; Eurotiales; Aspergillaceae
Product: cytochrome b5 reductase family protein
Exons: 4
Coding region: 1-927 (308 amino acids)
Cellular component (GO): endoplasmic reticulum
Molecular function (GO): oxidoreductase activity
Source: RefSeq, a predicted model, not a curated record